This is a messenger RNA of Rhodotorula toruloides NP11, 1377 nucleotides long. RefSeq names its product alpha/beta hydrolase, carboxylesterase. The record is from RefSeq and is a predicted model, not a curated record. Gene Ontology annotation, biological process: medium-chain fatty acid catabolic process; medium-chain fatty acid biosynthetic process. NCBI's taxonomy places the organism in Eukaryota, Fungi, Basidiomycota, Microbotryomycetes, Sporidiobolales, Sporidiobolaceae. Gene Ontology annotation, molecular function: acetylesterase activity; monoacylglycerol lipase activity. The transcript has 5 exons. The coding region runs from base 1 to 1377 and encodes 458 amino acids.
AUGCUCGACUGGCUCGUGUGGCUCAUGCGCAGACUGCUCCAGCUCGUCGGACUCGCCGCACCCGUUCGCCUCGUCCACAAUCCGCACCUCUCAAGCAUCUGCUCGCUUGAUGACACCGGCCGCAAGCGCACGACGUCGCUCGCCAAGGUGCUCGAGCAGUGCAAGAGCUUGACUGGAAAGGAUGCGUGGUACACCCCGACCGCAUGGCUGGCCAGCGGUCAUUUGGCGACUAUCGCUUGCACGCUGUUCAAGUUUGACUACGACCACAUUCACUACACGCGAGAGCUGAUUCGGGUCCCGGAUGGAGGGACGAUCGCGGUGGAUAUUGCGCCGGCACUCGAGGACGGAGAGGACAUGGACGACCGGCCGAUCCUGGUAGUCUCGCACGGCUUGACGGGCGGAUCGCACGAGAGCUACGUCCGCAACAUCCUCGCAGUCGUGACACGACCGAAAGAGGAGGGCGGGCUGGGCUGGCGAGCAGCAGUCGUCAACUCGCGAGGCUGUGCAAACUCGCCCGUCACCUCACGGCAACUCUACAACGGCGCAGUGACGGACGACCUUCGUUCUGCGCUCACCUUCCUCUCGCACUUUGCGCCCGACGCACCCCUGUACGGCAUCGGCUUCUCCCUCGGCGCAAACCAGCAAGCCAAGUUCGUUGGCGAAGAAGGCGCAGACUGCCCCUACAACGCCGCCAUCGUCCUCGGCGCGCCGUUCGACUUCUGGAAGGGCCACGUCGCGCUGAGCUCGACGUGGCUGAGGAGUAUCUACAGCCGGGCAAUGUCGUCCAACUUGCGGAGGCUCGUCAAGCGCCAUGAGCACGUCUUGAAGGGCGACCCGCGCCUUGACUGGGACGCCAUCUUCAGUAACCCGAACAGCACGCUCUUCGAGUUUGACUCGCUCGUCACCGCGCCCCUCUCAGGCUUCAAAACCGCAGUCGAGUACUACCGCCACGCCUCAGCCAGCAACGUCCUACACCACGCCACCGUCCCAGUCCUCGCUAUCUCCGCACAAGACGACCCGAUCGUCUGCUCCGGCGGGAUCCCCUUCUCGGCCGUCGAGUCGAACCCGAACCUCAUCUUCGCUCUGACGAUACACGGCGGACACCUCGGGUGGUUUGAGGGCCUGUUCCGUCCGAGGAGGUGGGUUGCGAAACCGGUUGUGGAGUUUUUGAGGGCAGUACACGAGGCGAAUCCGGAGAAGAGGCAGAUGAAGGAAACUGUGCCAGCUCGCUCCGCGCGGAGGCCACAAGUCGGGGACGAGAUGGUGCUGCUCAAGGGACGGGAGGACGUCGGGUUCAAGCGUGUUGGAGUUGAGGAUCAUCAGGCGAACGGCGACGAGGCGGUAGACGGAGAUAACAAGCUCACCCAAGGACUCUAG